This is a messenger RNA of Frankliniella occidentalis (western flower thrips), 786 nucleotides long. Its product is annotated as cytochrome P450 6a22-like. NCBI's taxonomy places the organism in Eukaryota, Metazoa, Arthropoda, Insecta, Thysanoptera, Thripidae. Bases 1 to 771 code for a protein of 256 amino acids. Gene Ontology annotation, molecular function: monooxygenase activity; oxidoreductase activity, acting on paired donors, with incorporation or reduction of molecular oxygen; heme binding. The transcript is spliced from 5 exons. The record is from RefSeq and is a predicted model, not a curated record.
AUGUUCCUAACUUGUGUCGAAUUCUGCACGUUCAGGUCUGUGAGCACUGAGCAAGCAGAAAGCAGGGAUGCGGUCAGAUUAAACCCUCCGUUGUUGCAGGUGGAACUUAAGGAUAUUCUCAUCCGCUAUAGCACGGAUGUGAUCGGCUCUGUGGCGUUCGGCAUCGAUUGCAACACGGUCAAGGGCGGCAACAACGACUUUCUCAACAUGUCGCGAAGGAUGUUCCGCCGCAACUUCGUAUUCCUUCUGCGCUUCUUCCUCAUCUCUAUUCACCCCGUGUUCGCCAAGCUGUUGCCCUUUAGGAAAAUUUUCAAAGAUAUGACUGAGUUCUUCCUAAGACUUAUGUCAGACACAGUCAAUUAUCGCGAGGAAAACAAAGUGGAGCGCAAUGACUUUGUCCAAAUCAUGAUGCAGCUUCGCGAGGAGGACCGAAACCGGAGUACACUGGACCGCGCUAGCCACGUCGAACUGAACAACGACACUAUGGCAGCGCAGGCUUUUCUUUUCUUCGUAGCCGGCCUUGACAAUGUCGCCAAUACUAUACGGGGUCCAGAAAUCGGAUUUGCACUCCACGAACUUGCUAUGAACCAUGCCUUGCAGCGGCGCGCAGCAGCUGAAGUACAAGAGAAGACUAAAAUGCACGGAGGUCUUACCUAUGAGGCUGUUAGGGAUAUGGAAUUGAUUGAGAGAAUAUUGAGGGAGUCGCUGCGGAAGUACCCGCCAGUGGGAAUCUUGACGCGCCAGCCCAGCGAGCCGAUUAAGGUAAGCUAGCUCUAUACAUACGAC